AGAAGAUUUCUCAUUCCCUCUGCUUGUUCAUCUCCCAAAUCACAACAAUCCAAAAAUAACUGAACAGAAAGUGUUGAAAUACCAGAGAUAUCCAUUUCAACUUUCUCAAGCACAACCAAAAAACCCAAAAAUAUUAUCUCUUUUAAAACAUAUACAAGAUGAAAUAAAAGAAAUUAAGCUCCAUUUUUGGGUAUAAUUCUACCCCCCCCCCAAAAAAAAAAAAACAAAUAUUCCAAUUUCAUUAACAAACUUAGAAGUUUCAAAACUUUCUUCAUUAAGCCAACACAAUAACCAAAACCCAUUUCUUCUUUGACUUCAAAGAUUAUUAUUAUUAUUAUUAUAAUUAUUAUUUGUUUCAGCUGGAAUUUUGCAAAAUUCAAUCCCUGGGUCAUUUUGUUUUUAUAUCAGAUCUGUUUAUGUUGAAGCUUCAAUCGGAUCAUUAGUUUAUUUUUAUUGGAUGGUAAUGGAUUUGGAUGAUUUCAGAUCGGUUCUCGAAACAGCAGGUGUUGAUGUGUGGACAUUUAUUGAUACAGCAAUCCUGGCAGCUUCUUUAGAUUAUGGUGAAGAGUUGAAGCAAAGGAGAGAUGGGAUUGUGGAGAGGCUUUAUGCUACUUCCAUGGUUAAUGGAUGUAAAACCUGUGAUUUUGGUGAGAGAUCAAAUGGAUAUUCAGUUAAUAAAGAAGGCAACCUCCAUGAAAGUAAAGGUGGGGAAGGACGAAAAGGGUCACCUUUUAAGCCUCAAUCCGAUAAUGAAGAUGAUGAUCUGGACCCUUGUGGAGGCGUGUUUGAUGUUGAACAAAAAAGGGUCCUUGAAAUUAAGGACCUUCUUGAAGUACCUGAUCAGUCUGAAGAUUCUUUGGUCGAUUUGCUUCAAAGCUUGGCGGAUAUGGAUAUAACAUUUCAAGCUCUCAAGGAAACUGAUAUUGGGAGACAUGUGAACAAAUUCAGAAAGCAUUCAUCAAAUGAUGUUAGGAGAUUAGUGAAGCAACUUGUCAGGAAAUGGAAAGAUAUUGUAGAUAAAUGGGUAAUGGUGAAUCAGCCAGGAGAACAUGAAUCUGCUGCACUUAUGGAUAGAGAUUCACCACAGCAAAAGCUUCCUCAAAAUGGUGGUCAACAGGUUCCUGAUGAUGUCUACUCUCCAAACCCGCAUAAUGGGAGUCUUGGUUUAAACAAGAAUAAUUCAGAACCUGAAAGGAAGUUAAAGUCAAUCCCUCAUCGAAAAGAUCCUCCAAUUAGACAUACUCACUCAACUCCUCCACAAAAUGUGCAGAGACAGAGAGAAGAAAAGGAAAGCAAAUUUGACUCUGACAGGCUGGCUUCUGCAAGGAAAAGGCUUCAAGAAAGUUAUAAAGAAGCUGAAAAUGCCAAAAGGCAAAGAACAGUACAAGUGAUGGACAUUAAUGAGCUACCAAAACCCAAGAACGGUUUCUUUGCAAAAAACAAAGGAAGUGGCUCUCAAGGGAGGCAGUGGUGAUUUGGGUCAUUGAAUUUGGCUUUAAAGGCAUCACAUUUUUGUGUUUUUAUUUUCUUCUUCAUGUGUUCGUUUUCUUUUUGAUCGUUGUAUUAGAAUAGGGGCCACUCUUUAUAACUACUAUAGGUUACCUUUCUAUGAUAAUGGAGAUUGGAUGAAUAAAUUGGCUUAAAGGCAUCCCAUUUGUAGGUUUUUGUUGUUAUUCCAGAUCUUUUAUGGGUCACCUUCCCAUGUUGAUGGAUGUAUAGUGAAAUAUCUAUUGAUCAUCUGAAAUUCUUGAGGGCCAUGGUCAUCCAUAGCCAUUCAAUUUGGGGAUGUACCAUGAUUAGUAAUUUUUGGAUAUGUUAUGAGGAAUAUUUACUUUUUUGUUUA
Molecule: messenger RNA, 1843 nt
Organism: Gossypium raimondii (Peruvian cotton)
Lineage: Eukaryota; Viridiplantae; Streptophyta; Magnoliopsida; Malvales; Malvaceae
Product: probable mediator of RNA polymerase II transcription subunit 26c
Exons: 9
Coding region: 458-1474 (338 amino acids)
Cellular component (GO): nucleus
Source: RefSeq, a predicted model, not a curated record